Messenger RNA from Prunus armeniaca (apricot), 780 nucleotides. The record is from the annotation of a GenBank genome assembly. NCBI's taxonomy places the organism in Eukaryota, Viridiplantae, Streptophyta, Magnoliopsida, Rosales, Rosaceae.
AUGGUUCAAGAGGAAAACAUCAGAAAGGGCCCGUGGACAGAGCAAGAGGACUUCAACCUGGUGUGCUUUGUGGGCUUGUUUGGAGACAGACGUUGGGACUUCAUAGCUAAGGUAUCAGGUUUGAACAGAACAGGUAAGAGUUGCAGGUUAAGAUGGGUUAAUUACUUGCACCCUGGCCUCAAAAGAGGCAAGAUGACCCCUCAAGAAGAGCGCCUGGUGCUUGAGCUCCACUCCAAAUGGGGAAAUAGAUGGUCAAGAAUUGCUAGAAAAUUACCUGGGAGGACAGAUAAUGAGAUUAAGAAUUACUGGAGGACUCAUAUGAGGAAGAAGGCACAAGAGAAAAAGAGGGCUGCAUCCCCAUCAUCAUCUUCUUCCAACUGUUCUUCAUCCUCAAACAUCACCUCAACUGACGGAGGAGCAAGCUUUUAUGACACAGGUGGGCUUGAAAUCAAGGCAUCAUCAGGAGCAAAGAAAACUGGUGGAGAUCAUCAGGAGCAAGAAGAUGAUAAAAAAAGGGACCAAAAGGAGUACUCACUUGAUGAUAUAUGGAAGGAUAUCAAUCUGCCAGAAGUGAACAGUAUUGAACCAGUUUACAAUGGCUAUAGUGCAGAAGCCUGCAACAUUAUUUCUUGCCCAUUAAUGGCUUCUCCAGCACCAUGGGAGUAUUGCUCUGACUCUCUAUGGGAAAUGGAUGAAGAGGAAAGUAAGAUGCUUCUCCCAACUACAAGUGACCAAUUUCUGUCCUGUUUUGAAUAUGGAAAAGCAUCUCUAACUGGCUGA